UAGACCUCAUUAAUAUAAUUCGUGUAGUAGUAUUAACUAACGACUCCUCACUUCUCCUCCAUUCCCAUUCUCCUCGUUGACCACCACUUUUCAGUUCCUUCUCCCUCCACCUUCCACCGUCCACCGCCCCUUUUCUCUUUCUCCACCGUCUUCCAACUUGUUUCACAACCUUUCUCGCAAGUUUUCCCGAUUCCAUUCCAACCUUAACAUCUCCAAUUACAUCGCACUCCCAUCUUCAUCAUCAUCAUCACAUGCUCCAUUUCCACACUUUCUUCUGACCUCAAACUUCCCAACCCUGGCUCCGCUCUUUCCUCCCAUCAUUCCUUAACAACACAUUUAUAAAAACCAUCCAAUUAUGUAACUCUUCCCUUUCCAUCUCAAAUCCUUUCCAAAAAACCACAAAAAAAAAUACUUCUCCUUCUCUCGCCUUUGCAAAAUCAUGUAGUGCAUCGUUCACUGUAAUAUCCAAUUAUCUUUUUCUACUUUUCUUUUAUUAUAUUUUCGAAGUUUGAAAAGAAAAAAAAAAAAAGAUGCCGGAAUCGGAGACAGGGACGCCGACGGCUGCUUCGGUGCCGGCGACGCCAGAUACUCCCGGCGGACCGCUGUUCACGUCGCUGCGUGUGGACUCGCUGUCGCACGAGCGUGACUCGUUCACCAUGGCCAGAUGCAAGUGCUUGCCGAGCAAAGGUAACACCUGCUUCACCGAUUUCUCCGUUGGUGUUUCACUGCCCAAUGUUUCUCUCACUCAAAAGGUGGGAGCAGAGUUUGUGGGGACAUUCAUAUUGAUAUUCGCAGCAACGGCUGGACCGAUAGUGAACAACAAGUACAACGGAGUGGAGACUCUGAUGGGAAAUGCAGCAUGUGCAGGGUUAACAGUGAUGUUCAUUAUCCUCUCAAUUGGACACAUCUCAGGCGCACAUCUCAACCCAUCACUCACCAUUGCCUUCGCCGCCUUUCGCCACUUCCCUUGGACCCAUGUCCCUGCCUACAUUGCAGCUCAAGUCUCCGCCUCCAUCUGUGCCUGUUUUGCUCUCAAAGGCGUUUACCACCCUUUCCUCUCCGGUGGGGUCACCGUCCCUUCUGUCACCGUUGGUCAGGCCUUUGCAACUGAGUUUAUCAUCACUUUCAAUCUCUUGUUUGUUGUCACUGCUGUUGCCACUGAUACUCGUGCGGUCGGUGAAUUGGCGGGUAUUGCUGUUGGGGCUACAGUUUUGCUCAACAUUCUCAUAUCAGGGCCAACAAGUGGUGGUUCGAUGAAUCCAGUGCGUACGUUAGGUCCUGCCGUUGCAGCAGGAAAUUACACGCAUAUAUGGAUCUAUUUGGUGGCUCCUACGCUGGGUGCUCUCGCCGGUGCCGGCGUUUACACGCUCGUCAAGCUCCGUGACAACGAGGCUGAACCACCGCGACAAGUUAGGAGUUUCCGUCGCUAGUUCGGCAACAGCAACUUCACUGUUCUUCCUCCACCCCACACGACAACGUUUUGGUUGUUACUUUCCAGUUUGAUUUUACAUGUAUAAUAAUAAUUAAAUAAAUAAAAUGUGGGGGGACUCGGUAAUGAUCAAAUAUGUGAAUUUAAGUGUGCAUGGUAAUAGAGUGUUUGAGUUUGUAUUGUCAUGGAACUGAUGUUCUUAAAGACCUAACUAAACCCAUCACUUGUUUUCUUCUUAUUUGUGCACCUAAUAAUAUCUAUAUCGUUUGUGUGUGUAAAA
Messenger RNA from Vigna angularis (adzuki bean), 1709 nucleotides. Its product is annotated as probable aquaporin NIP5-1. The transcript has 4 exons. Gene Ontology annotation, biological process: transmembrane transport. The record is from RefSeq and is a predicted model, not a curated record. Gene Ontology annotation, cellular component: membrane. Gene Ontology annotation, molecular function: channel activity. The coding region runs from base 531 to 1430 and encodes 299 amino acids. NCBI's taxonomy places the organism in Eukaryota, Viridiplantae, Streptophyta, Magnoliopsida, Fabales, Fabaceae.